Messenger RNA from Aspergillus tanneri, 516 nucleotides. Its product is annotated as SANT/Myb-like DNA-binding domain-containing protein. The record is from RefSeq and is a predicted model, not a curated record. The coding region runs from base 1 to 516 and encodes 171 amino acids. NCBI's taxonomy places the organism in Eukaryota, Fungi, Ascomycota, Eurotiomycetes, Eurotiales, Aspergillaceae. The transcript has 5 exons.
AUGUCCCCUCCUCAAAUCCCUCACAUCUCUUCUCAAAUCCCCCCUCAGAUCCCUACUCAAAUCCCUGCUCAAAUUUCUCCUUCUAAUCCCCGCAAACGCCGUUCCUCUCCCCAGUCGAACUCCGCGACAACCAUGGCGAUGUCGAUGUCCACUACAACCUCGGGGGAAACCGUGCAUGACCGUGGGGGUGGAGUGCCUGAGGCUACCCCUCGGAAGAAGGGCAGGACUAAUACACCAUGGACGGCCGAGGAGGAACAGCGACUGAAGACGAUGCGCGAUGCCGGCCGUAGCUGGAGUGAAAUUGCUAAGACUUUUCCUACUCGAACUGAGGGGAGUGUUAAGAAGCACUGGUAUAAGGACAUGCAUUAUGCCGAAUUUGCAGAAGAUGAGACCAUAGCACUCCGUGAAGCCAUCAAAGAGUAUGAGUCCAACAAAUGGAAAGUUAUUGGACAGAAGGUUGGGAAACCGGCAAAGGCAUGCGAACAAUACGCGAAGGAACACUUUAAGGACCUCUAG